CUCAAAAGGUUGGAAACCCUGCAUGUGACCUAACCUAACCUCCGUCCUGUCACAGAUCGGUGUAAAUAAAGAUCUAUGAAAUAUUUAGUUUGCACCAAUUUUGAUACGUGUAUUAACCGAUUUAAUGGUGUAAAAAGAUUCAUGGAACGCACAACGAUUAUGCAGGAUUAUGCGCGAUGAAUGAUGGCGCGAUUAAGGUGAAUUGUGAGAAGCAUGGGAUCACAAAUCUCUUUUCCCACGAUGAACAACUGCUUCAGAAGCGUGCUGAGGAGGCUGCGAAGAAAUCGCGCCUCGGAAAAGACCAUUGUUCUGCUUAUUAUGGGAUUGGAUAAUUCUGGAAAGUCUACGAUACUAAAUCAUAUUAGUGGCGAUCCAGAUCACAAUGUAUUGCCCACAAUGGGAUUCCGAAUGGUAUCCUUAAAGCAUAAGUCAUAUUCUGUAAAAAUAUAUGAUCUCGGAGGUAGCUCCCAAAUUAGAGCAUUAUGGCCUAAAUAUUACAAUGAUAUACAUGGUCUUAUAUAUGUGGUGGACGCCAGUGAUAUUUCCCGUCUUGCAGAAAAUAAAGUCGUAUUUAAUGAAUUAAUCACACACGAGCAUAUUUCGACGAAACCAAUAUUGUUACUCGCCAACAAACAAGACCUGAAUGGAGCUAUCGAUGAGUUGGAUGUAGUUGAAAACCUUGAUGUAGAGCAUGCGGCCAAUGCUAUGAGAUGUCCAACAAGAGUGGAAACAUGUUCGUGCAUUUAUAGCAAAGAGCAAUCCAAGAGUAAUACUAUGGGUAUAAAGGAUGGGUAUAAAUGGUUGUUGGAUAUCAUAGUGAAGAAUUACGCUGUUCUGAACAGUAGAGUCAAACAGUCGCAAAACUGUCAAUAUAAAAACAUUCAACGGGCACAAUCUAUCGCGUCAAAUACACCAUCGAAAAUAUCUAUACACUCUAAUCCAUUCAAACCUAUUAAAGAUCUCUUGGCAGCAAAGGAUGAAGUUUUAAUAAGUGAAUCAUGCAAUGGUACCAAUGAAGGAAGAAGCAUUAUAAAAGUUUUUGCACGAAGAAAUAAGACUGCCCCUCUUCCAGUUGAACAAUCAACUACUGAAUACAAAAGUCUUUCACGAAAUCUUACACCCAAUGUAGAAAUUCUUGCUGGAGAGAAAAGUACACAAACUAUAAGUAUGGCUACAAUAUUAGAUCCGUUGAAUUUAAGUAUCGAUCAUAAUGAAAGUUAUGCAAGUACAAAACUAAUCCGUCCGUAUACAGCGCCAGAAAGAUCACAACGAUUAUCAAAUGAUAUAACGAUAAUUAACAUUCCUGGUCAGGUGCUUCAAUAGUAGCAUCUGUAAAUUUUGUACUUAUUAAUAGCGUUUUCUCUUGGGAUAUUAUACUGGAUACUAUUACACUGGAUGCAUACCAUGAUGUACACUACUUCAUUAUUGUACUAAAAUCCUGCUCCCGGUUGGCUUCCAUUUUCAAAUUUUAAAUGUCACUGACUCUACACUAUCUCUUUGAAAUGCAAAAUCCGACUUCGUGCAUAAAAUUUGCACUAUACCGUAGUGAUGAAAACACGGUACUCCGAAUGAGCUUAUCACCAGCCAUAGAAACACGGUACACUAUCUGAGUGUUGCACUGAUGGGCGAUAAUACAGCCAAGAGAAAACGCUAUAAGUUAAAGAAGUUACACACACACACACAUAUAUAUAUAUAUAUAUAUAUAUAUAUAAAU
Molecule: messenger RNA, 1714 nt
Organism: Acromyrmex echinatior (Panamanian leafcutter ant)
Lineage: Eukaryota; Metazoa; Arthropoda; Insecta; Hymenoptera; Formicidae
Product: ADP-ribosylation factor-like protein 13B
Biological process (GO): non-motile cilium assembly; receptor localization to non-motile cilium
Cellular component (GO): non-motile cilium; ciliary membrane
Molecular function (GO): GTPase activity; GTP binding
Source: RefSeq, a predicted model, not a curated record